Molecule: messenger RNA, 5344 nt
Organism: Tigriopus californicus
Lineage: Eukaryota; Metazoa; Arthropoda; Copepoda; Harpacticoida; Harpacticidae
Exons: 7
Coding region: 137-5254 (1705 amino acids)
Source: RefSeq, a predicted model, not a curated record
GACUAAAACAAAAUCUUCCCUCCCUCUCUGCCCUCCUCCCCUCCUCCCCUACUCUCCUUCACGUUUCUUGCCUCCCUCUUUCCUCUUAUUUUCGGGUAUCAGACGUGUCUUGGAGCUCAGGGGACCCACGAGAUAGAUGGCUCAUUCGCCGCCGUCUUUGGGCGUGUCGGUGAGCUCGUCGUCCAUGUCGUGGGACACGUCCGAUGAGGAAUGGUCGAAAUCCCGUAAACUAACGGCUCCGACCUUAUCAACCCGGGGGCGACCCCGAAAAAAAUCCGGCUCCGGCUCCCAGGCCGAGAUCCCGCCCACCCGUGUCACGCCCAGUCGUCGGGCUAAGAUGAAGACCACUAGGAAACCGAUCUCGCCACCCUCUGACUCGCCGCCCAUCCAAGUCAAAUUCAAGCUCUGUGCCCCACCCUCGGUCACCCCCAACCCCCCGGAUGGUUCGCCGGUCAGAGCCCCGCCCGCUCCACCACGAGUUCGAAUCCAGCCCGGGAAACGCCCAAGGCCACCCCGAGCCGGCUCAGAUUUUGCCCAAAGUUUGGCUUUGGCUCGUCCGACUUAUUAUGAGAAGCACCCGGAAUUAGCCUCGCAAAUUCAUACCCUUUUCCGGCAAAAAUUAGCCCGCGUGGAUCGCGUAACCAUGAACCACGUCAGCGACAAGUUUCGUAGUUUUGAUCGAACCUCGUUUCAAACUGGGGUGCUAACCCAUGACGCGGCUGAAGAGGAGGACCUGCCCAUCCAGAAAAAUGACUACAUCCCGGAAUUAUCGGUGGAGCAAAAAAUCUUUCAGCUCCUCGAUGUGCUCCAUCAACUGCCCCAAGGUCCGCCCCUCUUGAGUGGCUACCCGCAGUGCGGUCAAGGGCGCAAGAACAAAUUCGUGUCCGCCGAGCUGCUCGAGUGUCAAGUCCGCUCUCAAUGCAUGCCCGACAUCCUCGACCCCGCGGCCACGCCCAAUCGUUCCAACAGUCCUUGUCCAGCCAACCCAUCAUUCCAUUCCGCCAAUGAGAGCCAAGGCGAAGCCGAGGAUUUGAAUACCGAUUGCUCGUCCGAGACGGAGCUUGAACCUUGUCACAACAAUAACAAGAGCGACGACAUGCCAGUCAGACGUAUUUCCUCGAGUAGGAAGCGCUCGGCCACGCCCAAUAAACCAGCCCAGGCAGGUUCGAGCCAAAUGGUUAGCCCUCGGGAAUUGAUAGUGGUCGUCCGUCGAGAAGAGGUGGAGCAAUAUCGGUCCGAAUUAGAUCGAUCUCCGCGAGGAUCCCUAAGUUUGAGCCAAUCCAAGGAUGACGAGGAUCCCAUUCAGUCCUCGAGUCUGAACCAAGGCAACCAAGAGUAUCUCGAGCUCGCCGUGCCCAACCUCUUUGACACGCCCAAAAUAACGAGUACUCCCAAGGGGUCCGAGGACAUGAGUGAUCAGCCAGUGGUCCACCAGGGUCCAAGCCAGAAAAUGGAAGCCAUCGUGUCUUUAACUCGGGGAUCAUCCAGUUCUUCGUCGACAUCGUCGUUGGUGUCCUCGUCGACCAAAAAGAGGAAGGAUCGAUCUCAUAGCAGCCACUCCAAAUCAGAAUCCCGUGAAGUCAACACGACCAAAUCGGCCUCAAAGAUUGCCAAACCUUCCAUGUCUAACGAACAGCCUGCGAAACCCCCUUUAAUGAGGGUGGAAGUGCCCUUCGAGAAGUCGUCGUACAAGAUCCCAAAGAAGAUACCUGCUACGAACACGUCCAAAUCCACGAAUAAGACCACGUCAUCUUCCACUACUGGGAAUCAAGCCAAGAAAAAACCGGGUGGACGUUUAGUGGAGUCUCCCUUCUUGGCAAGUCUCUUCGAGAACUCGCCCAAGCCCAAGUCCAAACUUAAUCGAUCCUCUUCGUCUCAAAAUCGAGGCCCAAAACUCCCCAAAAAGGCUACUCCCAUUGCCACUCCCAUUGCCACUCCCACUUCCACUCCCACUUCCACUCCCACUCCCACUUCCACUCCCACUCCCGAUGCCGUUCCUGCUCAACCUGAAAUUCGAGCAGAGUCAAUUGCAGCUUCCCAAGAUAAGAAAGCAUCGCCCCAAGAGAGUUCAGAGGUGCCAAACCCAGGACUCAAAAAAUCAACGCAAGCGAUACGGAGUUCCGAAUCGGAUCAGAAUGUGAAGAGGAAGCGAUUAAGUUUGAAAGACUAUCAAAGCAAGAAGGCCAAAAGAAGCCCAAUCCAACAGCCCAGUCCAGCCUUGGAAGAAGGUGAGAUGCCCGAUAGUGAUGACGAGAUUUCGAUCGUUGGUUUGGUCGUGAAAAGAGGUCGCGACAAAGUGAUACAGCCCAAAUCGAUCUCCCCUCCCUUGUCCUCCUCACGAGAACCCUCGAUUAGCCCCUCAAGUGGUAGUGCAUCUUCAUCGGACAAGCUCUUGAUUGACGAGGAUAAAACAGCCACGCCCUCGCCCACGCCCACGUUAUCGGAAGGAAAUCCACGAACGGGUAAAAGAAGGGUGAUCACUCGUGAAGAUGAUGAGAUGACACACCCUCUUCGAGUUUCUCCGUCCAUGGAAAUUGACCGUGGACCAAGACGGAAGAAGGAGGUCACCUCAAGUGAAGAACUCAUUUCCACUAGGAACCUUCAGGGGGAGGAGACAGACAAAAUGGAGGGAAAAGACAAACCCGCCCCCGAAGAGGACGAAGACGAAGAGGAAGCCGUUCAGCUGGAAUUGGACUCUGCGGACAGGUUGGAUCUGGACGAAUCCGAAGACUUGACACCCGUUGUUCAAUCCAUAUCCGGAGACAGACAAAAAAAUAUGGCGCCCCCGAAAGAGUCGUCGAGCACCACAACACCGCCCGCCAAUGUUUGGGACAAAAUUCCAAGUAAAGAGAAUUCGCAAGAGUUCAUCGAUGCGAUGCCUCCAAGUCUGAAAGCGCUUUUCAUGGCCCUCUAUUCACGGCGAUUGUGUUUCAAGCAAUUGGAAUUCGGUGUCUGCCAAAAACGUCAAGACCUAGAAGCUCACAUGCGGAACAAGCAGUUCCAGUCGCAAAUCUUGGGGGCCGCCCCGCCCAAGCUCCGCUGUUGUUUGAACCAUGAUAUCACCUUCGAAGAUUUCAAGACGUUCCUCCUGCUCAUUUGCGAGUCCACCGAGGACCAGUUACCUCUGAUGCUCCGCCCAAGAACGCACAAUCGCUUCACCCGAAUCAUGGGCGUAUUCAACGCCAACAAGCAUUGGAUCAAUGUUCAUUUCAUCCUCGAGGUUAUGGCCAUCGUCAUCAGGUCAGCCAAAUUGGCCGUCGAGCCCAAUUUCGAGUUCUGCAUUGUGAUUGAGACGAUCGUGAAUGAUCUGGACCACUUCCAGAAGAUCUUUGAGUUCCCCGACCAACAUCCUCCCCCGGUGCUGGCCGGAUUGAAGACCUCCAUUGAGCGACUGUUCAACCAGAUUCUGGACCUGGUGGCCACCUUGGUUCAGUUCAAUGAGCAUCAUCGAGGAUCCAACGAGGUGCUGAAGUUGAACGCUACUCUCGAUAAGGUGUUCGCUCACUCGAGCGUCUGGGGAUUGGUGUUGAGUACCCAAUCGUUCUCGACCAUGUUCCACUUCUUUUGCAAGUACGAGAAGGCGUUCCAAAAGCCCUUGAACGUUCUCUAUCAUUUCGCUUUCCUGCCUGGUUUCCAAGUCGAGAGUCGAGACCUGGACUUGUUCCUGAGGAAGUUUGUCAACGAUCUCGAUUUGACGGCACUGCAAUUCGCUCUCGUUCCAAUCGUGUUGAUCCUUCCAGCAGAACAGUUCCGGGAGCUCUUUACGCAGUUCUCAUCGGUCAAAUCUCUUUUGCGACGCACCGUGGAACCCACUCAUCAAGUUCCGUGUGCCGCUAUUUUCGAUAGAAUCCGGGCUGAACAGCUCACCGAUUUGAUUCCGCACAUUCCCGAUGUGGAAGAGUUCGUAGACACUUCCGCUCUAGACGAGCUCUCUGUUCUUCUGGAUGAUCCGACACGGCGUUUCCAAUUGCUGAACGUGCUCGAUCAGCGCCUUCUAUCGCCAUUCAGAUUGAGGGGAUUCUUUCUGGACCUGAUCAAACUCUUUUGCGAGAAGGAAGAUCCCAAGGAGGUCGACGGCAUUUUCUCGGAUUUCGCGGAAAUGUUCUUCAAGAACCCCUUCCGACCCCCGAUCGCUCUGCACUUCCUGGCUCAACUCCGGAAUACGCUCGUGAUUCAUUUGUACACCUUGUUGAAUGAUGCUUCUCCCGAGGAUCGAUUCCGUUCUUUGGAACAUCUCUACUUGAUCUCGUCCAUGAGCCCGGAGCGAUUGGUGAUCCCGGGGUUUCAAAUCUGGUCCAUUCCAAGCUUGUACGAUCCCACGUCUGUGGGUUUCGAUUGCCUGCUGAAACCAUCGAAGCCGUUCGAAACGCUUCGAGCGGGUGUCAUGUUGUUGUUGUGGAAACGUUGUGAUCAGUUAGCAUUGACAAUUUUCCACAAGGAUGCUUCUGAUAUCACCUUGCAAGCGCCCAAAUGUGAACGCAUGGAUCUGGCCAGUGAGAUUCUUCGGCUCAAGAUGGCCUUGUAUCGGUUGGAUGGGGGAUUGGCCUUGAAUAACGGUGUUUUAGAGGGUGUGUUGGUCUUGUUCCGAGAACACAUUCUGCCUUUCAUGACCGAGAAGCGUGUAAAUGCCAUUCAGUGUGUGGAGGACUCAAACAACUUCCUCACAUUUUGGUUGUCCCACUGUCAGGUCAAAGCCAAUCGGGAUUCCCUCCAAGCCACGAUCUUGCCUUUGUGCCGGCAAUACCGCACCAAGUUGACCCUAUGGGAGGCUACCAUGCGAUCUUUGGUUCACACCCUUGAGAUGCAGGGCUUCUCAGAAGAGGCAGAUCAGUUCUAUUCUCGAGCACGCGAUCUCAACUACUACGUCAAUCAAUCAUCAUUGGAUGACUGCUUCGCCUUCCCGUUCAACAUAUCGCCUCACGAACUCACAGUCAUCCUUCGAUGCUUUUUCAAAUGUCUCCUAGAUGAGAAUCUCCUCUACGAUCCAAGAGUUCUGGAGGAUUUGAUCCACAAGAAUGAUCCUUCUAAUUGGGCCCGAUAUCGAAUCGCCAUCACUUAUGUGCCUUCUGGAUGUUCGGCCACGGGUCUGCCUUUCUUGGACGUUCACGCCAAUACGACCCCAGAAAUGGGUCGGCGACGAUUGAGGCAAGCUCUCAAAUCUCUGAAGCCCCCAAUUGAAACGGAUCAAAAUGGCGAGUCCUUCAACCCCAGGUCCUUGAUAUGCCACCUUGUCAGAAUGUCCCAGUCAUCGUGAAACUUAAUGGAUCACAAUUUUGAGCAAGGAAAGUGUCAGAAUACUGUGUUAAUAUGUGCUAAUAGAAAUUCCAUUUUUAUGUCCAAAAGA